AUGGCUGCGUUAACAUUUGUGGUUUUGUUCUCAUUUUCAUGGAUCUUUGUUCUGGCCAAAAUAGAGACACAGGAGCUGAAGGUGGAUCCAGGAGAGGACGCCACUCUGGAGUGUCGGGUUCGCAGUCGUUACAUGGAAUCAGAUCUACAUUGGAUGAGAACUAAGCCGUGGUUAGAUAGACCUCUCAUGUACUUCCGAGUAAAUAUGUCAUUUGAAAGAUUCCUGGAUCCAUCUUUUCGUGGUCGAGUGGAGCUGAAAGAUCCAGAGCUGAAGGACGGAAACUUUUCUGUGAUUCUGAAGAACGUCACCAUCAACGACGCUGGAACAUAUGAGUGUGAUUGGGCCGGGUGGCGCUGCUUCAAGUACAGAAUAGAUCCCUUCAGCAUCAUCAUUCUAUCAGUAACAGGUCAAACCGCUGGAAACAUCUCAGCUGGAGAAAACCAAGAUAAAGUAAUCAAGGACAGAGAAAAGAUGGAUGAAGGAAAAAAGUUCAGAGGAAACAAGGAUGUAAGAAAAGCAGAAGGAAACAGGAGUUUCCUUCAUAGCAGAGAACAUGUCGGACUAGUCGUUGAUGUGUUACUUGGCGCACUUCUUGUUGCUGUUGUUGUUGCUGCCUUUGUAGUUUUUCGUUUCAUAAUCUGUAGAAAAUAUAAAGUCCUCACAGAGAUUAAUUCAUACUGACCUGCUGCUCAUACAGAAACUGACCAUCUGCAGUCCAUCUAUUUCGCCCCUGAACGUUUGUGUCCUGCUGCUGUCACACAAAGAUGAAAAAGAAAAACACAAAGCAAACCGAACAACAAGUCACAGGCGAAUAUGUUGUAGUCCACAGGUGAGAAUAAAAACAUAUAAAUAACAUGUGAGAACCUCUAUUAAUAAAUGAAAAAAAUACAAUAUUUCUGCAUGACCACAGAGAGCAAGAAAGAAAUUGCAUCACUUUUAAGGUAACAGAUUCCUGCUUCUGAAAAUGAAAUACAUACAUUCACAUUUAGCUGACGCUUUUUAUCCAAAGCGACUUACAAUUGCUGUAUAUGUCAGAGGUCGCACGCCUCUGGUGCAACAUGGGGUACAUGUCUUGGUCAGGGACACAUUGGUGGAUGGGUCACAUUGGGGCACUGAACCUCUGUCUCUCACACUGCUGCAUGCAGUUUCCACCUUUGAUGUUAGCCGGUAUUCAUCAAGCUUCUCAAAGUGCCAUUUGAGUCUUAAGUGCUGAGAAUUCAUGAAAUUUACUCCUACUUUUAAACUUAAGAAUGAAAUAAAGUUAUCAAAUGCCAGUAGGGGCUUGUGAUGGCGCUGUGGAGACAGAGACAUGCGCAAAUCCUUCAGGAGGGGAAGAAUUUCUGAAUUAUUUGACGACACACAGGUAAUUAGGCGGGGUCAGACAGCGCAGGCAUAAAUUAUGUCGGCGAGUUGGUGAGGGACGUCAUCUCACCACUGACUUUACACAGUAAUGCAUUUUCAGUUAAACUGAAGGUGGUGAUGACACUUUGUUUCUUUGCAUCAGGACAAAUGCAGCAAUGCUGAUGAUUUUGGCCCGUCACAACCAUCAAAAGCACUUAUGCUACAGCUCCACACAUUGUCACGCGUUUCAUUGACUUCUCAACAACACCCCCCAGUAAUCCGACAGAAGCAAACACAGUUCAUGCAAAUAGCCGGCUUCACAUGAGUAGUUAUGGCACUCAUAUAAAGAUCAACUUUUUUAUCUUUCAUUUCCAAUGUGUAUAUCAUAAUGUAUUCUCUUGAAAAUUCUUAAUUGUUAAACGUGUGUUGAAUAUAAAUUCCUCUUAGGAAUUUCACCGUUCAAUGUGAAUUCAUCAGAGAAUAUUCUUAAAUAAGGAAAACUAUUCAGUGAUUGGUCCUUGGCUACAUCGUCAUCCAAAAUCCCAUUUGCGGCACAGCAAACUACGGGCCCAGAUCGUGAUACAUGCUGCAUUAUAUCAGACUGCGGUUUAUGUUUCUGUGUUCAGGUCAUAUUGUAGAUUUUGGGGGAUGGUUUCUGUUUGUUUCUGUUGUAAAGCUCUUUAUUGUUCUGCUUUCAGAAGCUGCUUUUUAAUGUCUCUUUGUUUUUAAUUCAGUCUCUGACAAUAAUGUAGACGGUGAAUGGUCUGUAUUUACUUGUAGUUACUGGAAUUCUUAA
Messenger RNA from Micropterus salmoides (largemouth bass), 2137 nucleotides. RefSeq lists its product as uncharacterized. Gene Ontology annotation, biological process: T cell costimulation; positive regulation of T cell proliferation; immune response. The coding region runs from base 1 to 681 and encodes 226 amino acids. The record is from RefSeq and is a predicted model, not a curated record. Lineage: Eukaryota; Metazoa; Chordata; Actinopteri; Centrarchiformes; Centrarchidae. The transcript has 3 exons. Gene Ontology annotation, cellular component: external side of plasma membrane.